This is a messenger RNA of Phycomyces blakesleeanus NRRL 1555(-), 681 nucleotides long. RefSeq lists its product as hypothetical. The record is from RefSeq and is a predicted model, not a curated record. The transcript is spliced from 4 exons. Lineage: Eukaryota; Fungi; Mucoromycota; Mucoromycetes; Mucorales; Phycomycetaceae. Bases 1 to 681 code for a protein of 226 amino acids.
AUGAAGACAGUUUGGGGAAUGUCAAAAGGCAACAUUGCUUGUAUCAUCAAUGGCUUCUCAGUGAUACUUUUGGAUAAGUUUAAAUAUGGAUUUGAUUUUGACACUCAACAGUUUUCUGCAGAGAAUUGCAAAAAAAUUGCUGAAGCAAUUUAUAAGAAAUCUUGGGUCUACAAGCAUAUAGUCGGUUUUGUGGAUGGAACAAUGCAAAAAAUUCACAUCUAUUGUCUUAAGUAUCAGGCAAUUGUGAUACCUGAUGAUAUCACCAGUAGCCUUCUCGGUCCUUUCACUUGGUCCACUCACAAUAUAAGAAUGUUUGAUAAGUCCAGGACAUUGGAUCAUCUCAUUUUGCAUCUGAGUACUUUAACUCCAGAAAGGAAUAGUGGUUUACACUAUAUAAUUUAUGGUAACCAAGCAUAUCGAAAAUCACCAUAUGUUUAUAGACCAUUUACAGUAUAUGAGAUAAAAGAGCAUUUAUUUUUAAUGUCUUGUCAUCAACAGAAACUUUUUCUACAAGCUGUUGUAGAAGAAGCAAGCACUUGUCAAAAAAAGCCUCUUGCUUUUCCAUGUGCCAGUGUUAUAUUUUUAGAAAAGAAAGAAAAACAAAGUGCAGACGAGAAGUACGGUGAGACUUUGUUUAUUGAUGAAAAGAGAGAUGAUCUUCUAUUGCUAUUUGCUAUGUGA